GAGAUCAGCAGGAGAAAGAAAUAUAAUGGGAGAUUCCGGUAAAGUUAGGCAACGCUUUGUAGACCAAGCGAAGAGUGCCGGGAAGAACAAAGGAUACGAACGGAGUGAUGUUCAUUAACCGGUAACUUUCACUAUGUGCAUGGUCAAUAGUGAAUAUCUCCAGCAGUAGUGGAAGAUACCAGACUGGAUUAGGCAGCCAAAGAUCCCAGCAAGCAGGAUCCCCACGACUAUAAAGAGGCCGUCCUUGUUCCACCCAUCCUCUUCUCAAAACAUGCCACUGGCAGACGAACUUCUUGUACUCACCCGUCCAGUCAACGCACGAAAGAAGCGAGAACCUACCUGUCAACCAGACCCCGUGAUUGAUGAUCUUCUCGAGAAUCAAGCGCAACAUGUCUUCAGGCGGUCCCUACAUUCUGCUGAUGAGCAGACUCGGAAGAGGCGAUGCGAGUCCCUUCGACAUCGGUCAGAUCGUGACGGAUCCCCUCAACCCCGAGAACACGGUGCUUUCGCGCAUCAGCGAGACCGACCUGAGCGAGAGGUACCCGCCGAUCGCCAGAACCACUCGCACAGCCUACACCAAGAAGAUCCACCGCAGCGAAUCUCAGGUUGAUGCGCUCUCCGUCUCCAGGGACGAGGUGCACUCACCCACUGGGCCUGCUCGACAUGCGCGGCAGAACCAGUAUCGCUGGGGACCCGACAAUGGCAACAACGGCAGAGGUGGACUGCCUGGACGGCGCCCCGAGUCAUCGCUGUGGUCGAACGGAUACGACGAACACAUGGCAAGACAGCAGCAGCAGCAGCAGCAGCGGCGCUCCGCGUCACCGUGGAUGACGGGUGGUGGCUUCGGUGGUGUGACUCGACGAUCCCCCGGCGUGAUGCGACCCGACGACUACUGGGGAUUCAAUGCUCAUGAUAUCUUCCCCAGCGCCACCGAACAUUGCGAGUCGAACUAUCCUCAUCCCUUCGGCGGCGACACCACCUGUACCGCCACCACCUUCCUGGAGCCGCGCAACGGCAAGGAUAUUGAGUUCCGCGCCGCCCGCGUCGACGCCCAUUGCCUUCGCGAGUUCCCUUCCAAGGACGAAAUCAAGACUCGCCUGGCCGAUCCGGACCUGCAGCAGAAGUACGCGCGCGCGCAGUCCUGGCUGGCCUGUCUGUCCAGCACCAAGACCUUCUACAUGGUCGUCGGCGUCCAGCGUGCCAGCGACACCUCCUACAAGGUCACCGAGUAUGCCGCCCGCAGGGCUUCCGAGACCUCCGCGGAUCAGCCCGGCCCCGUCACCAUCGCCUACAAUCUCAUCCGCAUCGACAUGGAUCACGCCGGGGAGGUGUCGCUCAGUAACUACUCUCCUAGCCGCUUCUCCGAGGCCGUGCACUUCUGAGGGCUGGUGCUGCAACUCAAGGUGUAUUGUGUGUGCGUUUGCUGGCGUACUAGUUGUAUGCGCACCGCUGAGGGAAGAUUGAGCACGGCGAGCUUGGAUGGUUGAUGUCUAUCGGCGUUUACUGUACUCGUUAGGAUUUUCAUAGCCAAUAUUACUGAAAA
Messenger RNA from Aspergillus homomorphus CBS 101889, 1543 nucleotides. RefSeq lists its product as uncharacterized. The record is from RefSeq and is a predicted model, not a curated record. Bases 363 to 1382 code for a protein of 339 amino acids. The transcript has a single exon. NCBI's taxonomy places the organism in Eukaryota, Fungi, Ascomycota, Eurotiomycetes, Eurotiales, Aspergillaceae.